AUUUUUAAAAUUUUAAUUUUUUCAAAACAUUUUAACUUGAUUCAACAUUUCACUUUAAUUUUAAACUUUUUUUUUAACAAUUUCAAUUUCUUCUUUUACAAACUUACCUUCUAAUCAGAAGUACCCUUACCAAAUGCAACUUAGCUUGCACUACAAAAAUGAUCUUAUUGGCGAAAUGAACCGCGCAUUUUUAAAACGUUUUAUAUUAUACAUAUAAAGUACUUUAGAUGGACAAGUUUUAUUCUACAAAUAGAAGCAUUUUUGUCGCGCAAGCGCAGUUGCGUUUGGUGAGGGUACCUGGCAGCUCUGGUAACCAAGACCUUUUCUUUUCCUGCAAGCUCUACCAGGAAAAACCCAUGCUUCAAAACAUACAGUGAAGUUCGUUUGUCUCGAGACAUAGAAAGCCGACUUACUCGCUCAUGAAUCCUUAUAAAAACUCUUCGACCAAAGACAACGGUUGUUUUACAUUUUUCAACGAAAUGUCUUUUCAUCUUAAGAUCAGUUUUGUACAUCUUGAAACUAUGGCAGUUGCCUUAUCAUGGCCGGACUAUAUCGUCAUUGGAAUAGUCUUAGUUAUUUCCAGUAUCAUAGGAAUUUAUUAUCGGUUUACUGGAGGUCGACAAAAGACUGCAGAGGAAUAUUUUUCUGCUAAUCGAUCGAUGAGCGUUGGGCCUCUUGCCAUUGCAUUGACAGUUUCUUUCAUGUCAGCAAUUUCUUUUCUUGGAGUCAGUGCUGAAAUUUAUACUCGAGGAACACAAUUUACGAUGUGGUAUGCAGGAUUUGCUUUUGGAACUCCAAUUGUUUCUUAUUUUUAUCUUCCAGUUUUCUGGGAACUUGAAACUAAAAGCGUUAAUGAGUACCUAGAAAAGCGUUUUGGUCCUACAUCCAGGAGAGUGGCAAGUGUAGCAAAUGCUUUUCAACUAAUUUUGUAUACUGGAGUAGUGUUAUAUGCUCCAUCACUGGCCUUGGAAGCAACAACAGGUCUCUCAAGAACUUUGAGCAUUCUUUUCAUUGGAAUUAUAUGCACAUUCUACUCAACAAUUGGCGGUAUCAAAGCUGUCCUAAUUACUGAUGUUUUCCAAGGAAUGCUAAUGUUUGCUGCACUUAUUAGUAUCCUUGGAGUUGCGGCUUAUGAAUUGGAUGGGGGACUGACUAAUGUGUGGUCAAUUGCAGACAAGGGUCAAAGAAUUGAAUUUUUUGAUUUUCGAUUUGAUCCUACAAUUCGUCACAAUUGGUGGGGAUUGACAUUUGGAGGCAUAAUUGUGUGCGUGAGCUUUUACGGCACAAGUCAAAUACAAAUACAACGUUUAUUAACUGUAAAGAGUCUAAAAGAAGCUCGUCUAGCUUUAUAUUUGAAUUGGCCUCUUAUGAUGGCUUUGGGUUCAUUGAUAGCUUUUUCAGGCUUAGUUCUCUAUGCAGUAUACGAAAACUGUGAUCCUGUCUUAUCUGGAGAGAUAGAUUCUUAUGAUAAAAUUAUGCCAUACUUUGCCGUGGAUAAAAUGUCAAAAUUUCCUGGACUGAUGGGCGUUUUUAUAGCAGGUAUCUUCAGUGCAAGUUUGAGUACAAUUUCAGCAGUACUGAAUUCGCUGUCUGCCUUGAUUCUCGAGGAUUAUAUAAAACCAUUCUAUAUGAAGAGAGACAAAUCAUUGUCAGAUUCAAAAGUAACAUUCUUGGGGAAAUUUCUUGCAAUUGUGAGUGGCUUGGUUUGCCUCGCAGUGGCUUUCGUUGUGGGAAACUUUGGAAGCUUGAUUGAAGCGGCUAUUGCUUUCACAUCCGUAUUCACUGGACCUUUGUUAGGAGUCUUUACUCUGGGAAUGUUUACUGAGACAGCGAAUGAAAUCGGUACAUUAAUCGGAUUUCUCUCGUCAAUUUUCUUCAUGUUCUGGAUUAUAUUUGGUGGGCCACAUUUACCCUUACCACAUCUUCCAAUUAGCUCGGAAGGUUGCAAUAUCACCCUAUCAAACAACAGUACUAUUUUAGACGUUGUACAAGAUGAAUCUUCGAUAUUUUACCUGUAUCGGAUCUCAUACAUAUGGUACAGUCCUCUCGGUGCAAUAUCCACACUAAUUAUAGGGUGGAUUUUCAGUUUUAUUAUUUUUAGAAUUUCCACUGCUCAAAAAAGUAAUAAAAGAACUGAUCCAAGACUAUUCACGCCGUUCGUCGCAAACAGAAUCAAGAAAAGACUUAAUAAAAACAGCAAACCUAAUAGGCAUGUUUUUGUACUAGAAGGAGUCAAAUAAUCCAUUAAAAAUUUUACAUUACUAAAAUACCUUCCUACGAAGAUUGUCAGUUUUCGCAGCAAGAAUCUCUGACAAAGCUUUUAAAUUUCAAUUCAAAUUCAUAAUGUACACCUCACUAAAGAUUCCUCUGGAAAUUCGAGAGACGAUGGAUACGAUGAAGUGUAAUUUAAAUUUUUUUUCAUAAGAAGGUCUUUAUGAUUUCUUCUGAACUUAUCAAUGAAAAGAAAAUUUUAAUUUAAGAUUAGUCUAUAAAAUAAGUCAGUACUGCCUGCUUACAUGUAAAAUUCUCCGAAAUCUGUAUUGCGUAAAUUCAGCAUUUGCUGCUUUAAAAAUGUUGCAUAUUUAAUUAUUGAAGACUUCCUUUCUGCCUUCAAAUAAGAUUUUUUUCCACUGUGAUUGAUUCAACUCUUUUUGCUCACAGCAUAUUUUCAAAAGUCUCUACUUUUGUAACUAAGUCGAAUUAGAAGUAUAUACCUAUAUAAUUGCAUUUAUACCUGCAACUUUAGCCUCAGGCGAGAUGGAAAACUGCAGAAAAACUCUAUGUAUCAGGAAAUGAAUUGUGUGAUACGACUAAAAUUUCAAAAAUAAUGUUAAUAUUAUAAUUACCCAAAAUAUCUAAUAAAAGAUUGUGUGUGAGAACUUUUUCUGGAAAAAUUACAGUAUAGUCAUUAUUAAUUCAAGGUUGAUAAAUUACGUAAGACUUUAGGGGGAAGGGAGUCGAGCUAUUUUUUACGAUGAACAGAAAAAAUGGCGCUAAUAUAUGUAACAUUUAUCUUACAUGGAGGAAGGGUAAAAUUUCCAAAAUGAUGUCUUACGUAAUUUACGGACGGCCCCUAAUGAUAAACUGAAGGUCGUCAUUGUCAACAAGUAUAACCAGACAAAGAUGCUUCCGCGUAGAAAUUUAAAUCAGGCCAUCAUAGGUUUCGGAUAAGGUUGCCUUCUUCUUCUUCUUCUUCUUAUUAUUAUUAUUUUAGGGUGAGAGAAGAUGAGAAGAUGUUUUCAUUUUAUUACAGAUAUGACGCAUGUACAUACUAUACACUCUUUGUAGAAACUGACGUAAAAACAAGAGAAACAAAAUGAAAACUCACAUAAAACAAUUUAUAAAUAAAUGUCACAUUUAUAUGUAGAAAAAAUAUAUUAUUUAAAUUAAUUUCAACUAUAAUUAAUUAGAAUUUUAAAGAUACCUGAAAAAAUUGAUAGAAAAAGUUUAGUUUCGGGUACAUCUGUAUGUUAUGCUAAUAGGGCAACUUAAAAGGGGCCUUACAAAAACCGUGAUAUUUAUUAAUAAGAUUAUUUUACGACAGUUUCUACACGGGUCGUGUAAUAUAUGCGUCAGAUCUAUAAAAAAUUAAUAUCAUCUCAUCUAUAUUCUUAUUACAAAUGCAGUCGGUAAAAAGUGGAAAUAAACCUAUUUAAAUAUUGUGGCUUGAUUUUAAAUAAGUGCAUAUAAAAGUAUGGAAGAUGUUUUAAACUAAAGGCACAAUAUUUAAACGAACUUAUUCUUACUUUUUACGAACCUAUACCAGUAUGUUUAUGAAGAUGCUACUGGA
Molecule: messenger RNA, 3790 nt
Organism: Leptopilina heterotoma
Lineage: Eukaryota; Metazoa; Arthropoda; Insecta; Hymenoptera; Figitidae
Product: putative sodium-dependent multivitamin transporter
Exons: 8
Coding region: 420-2240 (606 amino acids)
Biological process (GO): sodium ion transport; transmembrane transport
Cellular component (GO): membrane
Molecular function (GO): symporter activity
Source: RefSeq, a predicted model, not a curated record